Molecule: messenger RNA, 1962 nt
Organism: Rotaria sp. Silwood1
Lineage: Eukaryota; Metazoa; Rotifera; Eurotatoria; Philodinida; Philodinidae
Source: the annotation of a GenBank genome assembly
UAAAAAUGAAAUUGAAAAUUUAACAGGAUGUUAUGAACAAAUUACAGUUAAAAAUGAUACAUUAGAAAAACGUUUAACAGAAGUACUUGCAUUAUCUCUUACUUUAUUUUUUUAAUUCGAACUUAUUCGCAAUAUUCCUAAAAUUUCGAACUAAUUUUUGUAUUUCAUGAAAUCAUGAGACUCCAAGAGAUCAAAGAUUAGCAAAGUUGUUUUAUUAUAAAUAAUAGGUAAAGCGAGUUGUACGUGAAGUCUGAUUAGUUCUUGAAUUUUCUAUUGUUUCUUUAUAAAACCACUGAAAAAUCUCUGCCUUUGUGCAACAUUGUGGUAUGAAGUACUGUCUAGUCAUAAACUCAGUAGCUUUACGACAUGUAUACAUGUUGAAUAACGUAGCUAUUCAGUCAUGGUGACUCCCCUAAGCAGGAAAGACCUCCAACUGAUAAAUCACUUUUGAGUGGCGAAUACCAAGCAUUUAUGGAAUUUUUUAAGCCAAUGCCAUAGUCUAGAAAAAUAGAAUUCCAGAUGUCAACUUGAAACUUUACAAAGAGUCAUUUCACAAAAAAAAUUAUUCUUGUUAAGGGAACCCUUUUCCCUUUCUAGAAUUUCUCGAGAAGAGCUCAUCAGAAAAUUUUGAAACUUUCACAGCUGAUGGAUCUCAAUGUGUCGAGUAAAAGUCGUCAGAGACUCAAAAUUUCGCAAUGCUUCGUUCUAGAAGAUAUUGGGAUCACAAUGGCUAAAAACUACCCUCCAAAUCGUUCCCGUUUCUCAGCCGUUGUAUGUUAUACGGGGCUGAAACUCUAUUUUACAGGUACUAGACAUUGUGUAGGGUGCCUACGUUUUUUGGCUUCUUUUUAUCUCGUUCUGUUCGAAUAAAAAAGUUCAAAUACGAAGAGUAACCCAAAAAACGUCUAUUUUUUGGGAUAGUACUUGUCUUUUGAGACCUGCAAAAAUUCAAUGGUAUUAUAUUUUUCAAAACAAAACAAAAGUAGCCACUCUAAACUGUCUCUAAUAUCUGUUAAAAAGUCUCAGCCAGAUCUGGUGUACUGCACCUGAGGAACGGGGGCGAUUCUGUAGAUUUCUGCUGAAAAAUCGGGUUUAUAGAAAACCAAGAAAGAAAGAAAAAAUCUUGCUAUACUCCUACGGCAAUCAUUUUAUCUUUUCGAUCUUAUUUUUGAUUUAGGGCUAUGUUUGAGUUCUCAAAAUGUCACCAGUAGUGAGAGAGCACUUGAAAGCACAGAUAGAGCAGAAAAACCAAAAAGUUUUGAAAUUUUUGGUUUGAAAAUAGGGUGGCCCUUAAGGUCUGUUUCUAUGCAAAAAGAAUAAAAUAAAAUAAUUUAUAGAUCAUUGGAACGGAAAUUACAAGAUGCUCAAGCAGAAUUAAAAGCAAUCGAUGAUAGUAAUAAACAAAUUCCAUCAUCUUCUACUCGUAAAUCUUCAUCGAAUCGUAUUGAUGAUGAUGAUGAAGAAUUCAGUGAUACGAAUAUUAGUCCGGUCGUAUUUGCUUAUUUAAGACAGCUUGUUGCAAAAUGGAUUGCUGAAUAUGGUUUACCUGAUGCUCUUGAUCUUAAUUAUGAUAUUACUCGUAAAUAUACACCACUAUGGUAUGAUGAAGAACUUCAAGGUUUUGCUGCUGAUUGGGAUAAAAAAGCUCCAAUAGUUAAAUAUGCAAGAGUAACUAUCUAUCAUUCAAAUGCAUCUUAUGAAGUUUAUGCCAAUCAUUUUCAUGAUUAUUACAAACAAAAAUAUUCGACAUCACAUGUUUUUGCUAAUUUUGGGCAAAAAGUUUGGAUUACAACUGAACAAGAUAUAACUUUACAUUGUGGUAAUUCAUCGACAUAUGUUCUUCGAGAUGUAAUUCAAUUUUCAAAUUCACUCCAUAUUGCUUUAACUAUGCUUAUUGAUACGAAACAAACUUGUUCAGUUCAUCUUGGUCUUGGAGAAUUUCAUCGAAAUACUUCAAAAUAA